Messenger RNA from Paralichthys olivaceus (Japanese flounder), 2505 nucleotides. NCBI's taxonomy places the organism in Eukaryota, Metazoa, Chordata, Actinopteri, Pleuronectiformes, Paralichthyidae. The record is from RefSeq and is a predicted model, not a curated record.
CUGGUGAGGAUCGCUGCAGGUUUUAGGUGGCGGAGUGGCAGACAGCGCCACCAAGGUGUGCAGAGUGGGACUGCAUCCCGUCUCACCACCCGACAACCAGCUUCCCGGAGUGCCGCUGCCAGAUGGACUGCGAACUCUGAGCGCAGAGCGAGUCAGGACAGAAAUCAACCGAGGAGAGGAGCCGGGGGGAGAACGCUCACCGGGGCAGGAAAGGGAGGGCACUGGUUGGGAGAGGAGAGGACGAGAGGCUCCACGAUGUCGUCAAACAGGACCCAGAACCCCCACGGACUGAAACAGAUAGGCCUGGACCAGAUAUGGGACGACCUGCGGGCUGGAAUCCAGCAGGUGUACACACGGCAAAGCAUGGCCAAGUCGCGCUACAUGGAACUCUACACACAUGUAUAUAACUAUUGUACUAGUGUCCACCAGUCCAGCCAGGGCAGGGGCUCGGUGCCUCCGGCCAAGCCCUCCAAAAAGUCUACCACUCCAGGCGGGGCUCAGUUUGUAGGCCUGGAGCUUUACAAGCGACUCAAGGAGUUCCUGAAGAACUAUUUGACCAGCCUGCUCAAGGAUGGCGAGGACUUAAUGGACGAGUGUGUCCUGAAGUUUUACACCCAGCAGUGGGAGGAUUACCGUUUCUCUAGUAAGGUCCUCAAUGGGAUCUGUGCCUACCUCAACCGCCACUGGGUCAGACGAGAGUGUGAUGAGGGACGCAAGGGCAUUUAUGAGAUAUACUCUCUGGCACUUGUGACCUGGAGGGAAUGUUUAUUCCGACCCCUCAACAAACAGGUAACAAAUGCUGUGCUGAAGCUGAUAGAGAGAGAGAGGAAUGGUGAGACCAUUAACACCAGACUGAUCAGCGGUGUGGUCCAGUCCUAUGUUGAGCUGGGCCUGAACGAAGAGGACGCCUUCGCCAAAGGUCCGACGCUGUCCGUCUACAAAGAGUACUUUGAAUGUCAGUUCCUCACUGACACGGAACGUUUCUACACACGCGAGAGCACAGAGUUCCUGCAGCAGAAUCCUGUCACUGAGUACAUGAAGAAGGCGGAGGCUCGACUGCUGGAGGAGCAGAGGCGUGUGCAGGUUUACCUCCAUGAAUCCACCCAGGAUGAACUGGCCAGAAAGUGUGAGCAGGUCCUCAUAGAGAAACACCUGGAGAUCUUCCACACCGAGUUUCAGAACCUUCUGGACGCCGACAAGAAUGAAGACCUGGGCCGGAUGUACAACCUAGUGUCGCGGAUCACGGACGGUCUGGGUGAACUGAAGAAACUUCUCGAGACUCACAUCCACAACCAGGGCCUGGCCGCCAUCGAAAAAUGUGGAGAGGCCGCACUCAAUGACCCCAAAGUGUACGUGCAGACCACCCUGGACGUCCAUAAGAAGUACAACGCCUUGGUCAUGUCUGCCUUCAACAAUGACGCCGGCUUCGUGGCGGCGCUCGACAAGGCGUGUGGACGAUUCAUCAACAACAACGCCGUCACCAAAAUGGCUCAGUCGUCCAGCAAAUCUCCCGAGCUGCUGGCCAGAUACUGCGACUCUCUGCUCAAGAAGAGCUCCAAAAACCCAGAGGAGGCGGAACUGGAGGACACACUCAACCAAGUGAUGGUUGUGUUCAAGUACAUCGAGGACAAAGAUGUUUUCCAGAAGUUCUAUGCGAAGAUGCUGGCCAAACGUCUGGUCCAUCAGAACAGCGCCAGUGACGACGCGGAGGCCAGCAUGAUCUCCAAACUCAAGCAAGCAUGUGGGUUCGAGUACACGUCCAAGCUGCAGCGAAUGUUCCAGGACAUCGGCGUCAGUAAAGACCUGAACGAGCAGUUUAAGAAACACCUGACCAACUCCGAGCCUCUGGACUUGGACUUCAGUAUCCAGGUUCUGAGCUCUGGCUCUUGGCCUUUCCAGCAGUCCUGUACCUUUGCUCUGCCCUCUGAGCUGGAGCGAAGCUAUCAGCGCUUCACGGCGUUCUACGCCAGCAGACACAGCGGCAGGAAGUUGACUUGGCUCUAUCACCUGUCCAAAGGAGAGCUGGUCACCAACUGCUUCAAGAACAGGUACACGCUGCAGGCCUCCACCUUCCAGAUGGCCAUCCUGCUGCAGUACAACACGGAGGACAGUUACACCGUCCAGCAGCUCACCGACAGCACACAGAUCAAAACUGAUAUUUUGGUUCAAGUUCUGCAGAUUUUGUUGAAAUCGAAGCUGCUGGUGAUGGAGGACGAGAACGCCAACGUGGACGAGGUGGAGUUCAAACCCGACACCGUCAUCAAACUUUUCCUCGGAUACAAGAAUAAGAAGCUGAGGGUGAACAUCAACGUCCCGAUGAAGACGGAGCAGAAACAGGAGCAGGAGACGACUCACAAGAACAUCGAGGAGGAUCGAAAGCUCCUCAUCCAGGCUGCGAUCGUGAGAAUCAUGAAGAUGAGGAAGGUCCUGAAGCACCAGCAGCUCCUGGCCGAGGUUCUGAACCAGCUGUCGUCCCGAUUCAAACCCAGAGUCCCCGUCAUCAAG